Molecule: messenger RNA, 1866 nt
Organism: Sitophilus oryzae (rice weevil)
Lineage: Eukaryota; Metazoa; Arthropoda; Insecta; Coleoptera; Curculionidae
Product: homer protein homolog 2
Exons: 7
Coding region: 69-1280 (403 amino acids)
Biological process (GO): G protein-coupled glutamate receptor signaling pathway; regulation of store-operated calcium entry
Cellular component (GO): cytoplasm; dendrite; plasma membrane
Molecular function (GO): G protein-coupled glutamate receptor binding
Source: RefSeq, a predicted model, not a curated record
GUUGUUUUUGAAGUUUAUCUCGAUAAAUUGUUGAUACUAAUUUGUUGUUAAUUAUCUAAGUAAAUCAAAUGUCUUCAGCUAAAGAAACGAUGGGUGAACAGCCGAUUUUUACGUGCAAAGCGCACGUUUUUCACAUUGAUCCUAAGACGAAAAGGUCCUGGAUGCCCGCCUCAAGUACUGCAGUUAGUGUAUCUUUUUUCUAUGACUCUUCCCGAAGUCUGUACAGGAUUAUUAGUGUCGAAGGUCAAAAAGCGGUAAUUAAUAGUACUGUAACGCCUAAUAUGACUUUCACGAAAACGUCCCAGAAAUUCGGACAAUGGUCUGAUGUUAGGGCAAACACAGUUUACGGUUUGGGCUUCUCUUCUGAGGCAGAAUUGCAAAAGUUUAUUGAUAAAUUUAAUGAAGUUAAGGAAGCUACCAGAUCGGCUAUUAGCAAAGUUACAGCAAAUGGAGGAACUCCUGUAACUCCUGUUACAAGUGCUAAUGCCAGUCCGAUCAAUGCAAGAGCAGCAAAUGUUUCAACAGAGAAUGCAGAAAAUUUAUUAGAACCUCCAGGGAGUGUCACCCUUUCUACUUCCAAUAUGAAACAGGAUUCUGAUGACAUAGUCCAUGCCAGGAGCCAUUCUCUUUCAGCUAUUCAGAGUAAUGAAAGCCCUAGCCAUCAAAUUAAAAUGGAUAAAGGUAGUUACGGAGGUAGUUCAAGUUCCAACCCUGUAGAUAUGCAGUUGAAGUAUGAAAAUGACCGACUGAAACUUGCUUUAGCUCAAAGUUCUGCCAAUGCAAAAAAAUGGGAAAUAGAACUGGCCACAUUGAAAAGCAAUAAUGCAAGACUGACCAGUGCUCUCCAAGAGAGCACUGCGAAUGUGGACGAGUGGAAGAGACAAUUAGCUAGCCUUAAGGAGGAAAAUAUGCGAAUGAAGGCAAAAUAUCAGUCGGAUUUAGAAAAUAGCAAAGGUGGGGGAGACUUAGGCGAUGAACUAAGAAAAGAGAUUCAAUCGUUAAGAUUAAGAGUGGAACAGCUGGAAAUGGAUUUGGAGAAUAAGAACGAUGAGGUCAAAAGGCUAACGUCUGGAAACAGAUUGCCGGAAGUUCAAGCCCUUCAAAAAGAGAACGUCGAACUCCAGUCCACGAUCAAACUGGCCCAGUCCGAACUAGAGAUCGCCCUGAGCGCUCACGACUCCCAAAAACAGAUCCUGCUCACGCUCAACCAGCAGUUCGCCGCGCGCAUCCACGAGCUGGCCAACAUCCACGACGAAAUGACCACGGCGCUGCAGACAUGAAACACCGAGCGCUUCCGAGGCUAGCCGGCCGUUCCCGAAGCGCGUCGCUGUCGUCGAUUCGCCGCUUGCCGCAGCAGUUUCGGGUGAGUCGCCGCGUCGCGUCGCGUCAACCCGGCGUAACGUCGAAAAGGCUGGUGUGGGCCGGGCUACUACUGCGUCAGUUCUUUGAUUUUCUUUUUGCUGUGAGACUGAAUUUGUUGUUACUUUAUAUGUAUUUUUUUGAUGCACAAUUUUUUUGGAAUAUUUUUGUGGCCAUAUAAUGGUUUUUUGAUUUCGAAAAAGUAGAGAGAUUUCGCAUUAUAGUGGGGUAAGUUAAAAAGUCUAAAGCCUCUUCUACAUAUGAUGUUUUACUGACAGCUGUGUAUUUUGAUUGCUUGGACUGACAGGUAAAAGGAUAUGUGUAGGCGGGGCUUUUAAAAAAAACAGUUUUUUCAUAGUCACAGAAAAAUAAAAUAGAAGUAAUUUAGAGAUGCUUUUAAUACAGCUUUUUUACAGGGUGGUCCGAACUAUAUUCCGGAAACUUCGGCAGCAUAUUCUGCAGAUAGAAAUAAGUAAAAAAAGUUUAAAAAUGCUUAGUUUCGAAGAU